AACGUCAGAGAAGUGUUUAAAACGCAGAUUAUUCCCUGGGCAUGGGUGUCAGUGUAAUGCAUUUUGACUUGAGUUAUUGGAUUUAUCCAGCGCUCUGUCUUGUAGUCUGUACCAUGGCGAACUCAUAAACGCUGUACUGUUGACUACUACGGUGUAUUUAUUCCACAUCUGACAAAGAUCUAACCCUUCGAAGAGAUUCAAACUCUUUUCUUUUUUAAAUCAACGGAAGCCUACAGCAACUAGCGUUUUGGAACUCUGUGGAGACGCCAUUGGCAAUGACAUCGCUCCCGUGCGCUCUGUGCAUAAUAUGGAUAUGUCUGAUCUGUCAUUCGACGGGAACGGGAUUUAUUUACCAGUUUCCCGGAGUGACUGGCCAAAGCGUCAACUCGGAGCAGAGCGCGACCACAGGUUCACCAGGCAGCGGAUCAAACAUUCACCUCAGGAACUGGUGCCAGUACACUGUGUUGAGGACAGUGAAGUGCCAGGUGCAUAAUGGGACAGAGACCAUGGUACAGCGAGUGUUUCAAGGCUGCCGCUGGCCAGGACCCUGCUCCAAACUCAUCAGCUACAGGACCGUGGUCAGGCCGUCGUACAAGGUGGCCUAUCGGCAGAUCACAGCUCGGGAGUGGAGGUGCUGUCCUGGGUUUGUAGGAGAUGAAUGUCGAGAAGAGUGUAUGAACUGCACUGGCUUCACUGACAUAAACAACCGACUGAACUUCAUCGAAUCCAAGAUUAAGCUGCUAGAGGGAGCAGGUUCACCAUCACCGUCCUUCAACAACUCAACAGAGGGCUCCAGUGACAACGUCAUGUACCCCCCCACCCCCACCGGCCCUCCAUCUUACCUGCACCCAGGAGGAAGAGGACCACCGGGGCCAAUCGGAUCACCAGGAAUUCCAGGCCCAGCUGGCGAGGCAGGGGUUCCAGGACAGACCGGCCCCACAGGGCCAAUGGGAGAGAGAGGAAGACCAGGAGAGAUCGGACAUCCAGGCCCUCCGGGGCCAACGUCCUCCUCUACCCGGCCGAGAGGUGACAUGUUUGGGUUCGACGAGCAGGAGGAGACCCGUCUUACUCCAACUCUUCCUGAGUUGGUAGCUGGCCCUCCUGGUCCAUCUGGCCCCCUAGGACCUCCAGGUCCCCCUGGACCAAUCGGACCAGCAGGAGUUCCAGGUCUCCCAGGGCGAGAUGCAGAGGGAGGUCUCCAAGGCAAGGCUGGGAAUCCCGGUCCUAAAGGAGACGCAGGGGAGAGGGGCCCUUCAGGAUUACCAGGGGAGCACGGCCAGCCUGGGCAGUCUGGGCAGAAGGGGGAGCCAGGAGAGGGUUUGCCUGAGGGGGAAGCUGAAGGAUUGCAGCAGCUGAGGGAAGCUCUCAAGAUCCUGGCAGAGAGAGUUCUGAUUCUGGAACACAUGAUUGGCAUCCACGAGAGUCCAGUGGAGUCAGGCUCUGGACUGGAAGGCCUACCAGACUCCUUUUCCUUCCCCGCCAUCAAGACCAGACUGGCCGAGUCCGCCAUCAAGACCAGACUGGCCGAGUCCACCAUCAAGACCAGGCGACUCCAGCCCCUCCAAAUCUCCUCCCAUCCAUCCUCAAGGAAGCACUCUGGUGGCCAGACGGAGACCAUGUAUUUUUUAAGACACCAAUGAGUGUCUUGUGUGUGUGUGUGUGUGUGUGUGUGUGUGUGUGUGUGUGUGUGUGUGUGUCUGAUAGAAAAGGUGUAGUAUCAAAAAGCCUGCAGAAAGUAUUAAUUUACAUAAUGCAUGAAUGGAUAUAUUUUCAGAAAUAUACUCAUAUAUAUUCUCUCUUCUGUGUAGUAUUUGUACACAAUUUAAAUAACAUGUUCUGUUGUGAGAGCUGAAACCAGACCAUGUUCUGUUCUGAGAGCUGAAACCAGACCAUGUUCUGUUCUGAGAGCUGAAACCAGAACAUGUUCUGUGCUGUUCUGCAGGAUUUUGGACAACCUUCCUGCCUACAUUAUUAAAAAUAAGUCGAAUGAAACGAAUAACUUCUGGUGCAUAAAACGAAAAUAAGUAAAAAAUGAAAAAAAUUGUAUUUUGGCUCGGCUGAAACCACCUGGCUCAAACUCUGAGGUGAUGUUAGACGUCCUGCUGCUGUGGCUGGGUUCUGGUCUGCUCUGAUCUGUCCUGUUCUGUCUCUCUUGGCAUGUCAUGUUUCUGAUAUUGGCUAGAAAUAAGUGUGUCUCUGUCAUUGGUCAUUCACCCUAUAUGGUCUCAUUUAAGAGUGUAUUUUCAAGUUCUUAUAAUAGCACAGUGUAUGUUGACGUACUCCUUUUACUGCACACCGUUUUCAGUGUAAUACCUGACAUGUAUGAUGUAUUGAAUACCACGGAUUCUGGAGCACCCUCCGGUUGCAACCUUUAAGUGUGAUUUAGUAGAUGGAAAAAGGGAACGUGCCAUUUUGUUGUUACGUGUUCUCUUGCUGUUACUGUGUUAAUUCAUGUGUCAUUCUCUUUUGAAUUUGAUUGUGAGGGCUAUGUGAGGGCUAUGUGAGGGCUAUGUGAGGGCUGUGUGAGGGCUAUGUGAUGGCUAUGUGAGGGCUAUGUGAGGACUAUGUGAGGGCUGUGUGAGGGCUAUGUGGAGGGCUAUGUGAGGACUAUGUGAGGGCUCUGUGAGGGCUAUGUGAGGACUAUGUGAGGGCUCUGUGAGGGCUAUGUGAGGACUAUGUGAGGGCUCUGUGAGGGCUAUGUGAGGACUAUGUGAGGGAUCUGUGAGGGCUAUGUGAGGACUAUGUGAGGGCUCUGUGAGGGCUAUGUGAGGGCUAUGUGAGGGCUAUGUGAGGGCUAUGUGAGGACUAUGUGAGGGCUAUGUGAGGGCUAUGUGAGGACUAUGUGAGGGCUAUGGUUGUGGUUGUACUGUCUGUAAGCCAUUGCACUCAGUGGAUGUGUACUGUAUCUAUCUCUCAAUUAAACCCGUUCACACAGUUCACA
Molecule: messenger RNA, 2941 nt
Organism: Oncorhynchus mykiss (rainbow trout)
Lineage: Eukaryota; Metazoa; Chordata; Actinopteri; Salmoniformes; Salmonidae
Source: RefSeq, a predicted model, not a curated record